AUGGGCAUCAGUAGGCGACCGAAGGAUAAGUCGGGCGGAGGUGCCCGAGCUGCUGGUGGCGGUGGGCAGUCGGGAGGCGGUCCCAAACCGAAGAAGGCCACAUUCGAGACGAGCAAGAAGAAAGAGAUCGGUGUUUCGGACCUGACUCUUCUGAGCAAGGUGUCCAACGAGGCUAUUAAUGACAACCUCAAGAAGCGCUUUGAAGGCCGCGAGAUCUAUACCUAUAUCGGCCAUGUGUUGGUUUCCGUCAACCCGUUCCGAGAUCUCGGUAUCUACACCGACGAGGUCCUCGAAUCCUACAAGGGCAAGAACCGCCUCGAGAUGCCACCCCACGUCUUCGCAAUCGCCGAAUCGUCCUACUACAACAUGAAAGCCUACAAGGAGAAUCAAUGCGUCAUCAUCUCUGGAGAGUCAGGAGCAGGCAAGACGGAAGCUGCGAAGCGGAUCAUGCAGUACAUCGCGAACGUGUCUGGCGGCGAGAGUGGAGAGAUCCAACAGAUCAAGGACAUGGUGCUGGCCACCAAUCCACUGCUGGAGUCUUUUGGCAAUGCGAAGACACUGAGGAACAACAACUCGUCACGAUUCGGAAAAUACCUCCAGAUACAUUUCAACAACAAUGGCGAGCCGGUCGGAGCAGACAUUACGAAUUACCUCCUCGAAAAGACUCGAGUUGUUGGACAGAUCACGAAUGAGCGGAGCUUCCACAUUUUCUACCAGUUCACCAAAGGAGCUUCGGAAAACUACAGGACCAUGUUCGGGAUACAAAAGCCAGAGACCUAUGGAUACCUCAACCGGUCGAAAUGCUUCAACGUUGAUGGGAUUGAUGAUCUGGCAGAGUUCCGGGACACCCUUGAGGCUAUGAAGGUUAUUGGACUGUCACAGGCCGAGCAGGAUGAAGUCUUCCGCAUGCUUGCAGCAGUCCUGUGGGCUGGAAACAUCCAUUUCGUCGAAGGUGACGACGGCUACGCUGCUGUCUCAGACCAGUCUGUCGUGGACUUCCUUGCAUACUUACUCGAGGUUGCGCCAACUGAUCUGAUCAAGGGCAUCACCAUCCGAGUAUUGACUCCGAGAUCCGGUGAGGUCAUUGAGUCCCCUUCGAACAUCGCUCAGGCAACUGCAACCCGAGAUGCGCUCUCCAUGGCCAUCUACAACAGUCUUUUCGACUGGAUCGUUGUGAGGAUCAACCAAUCACUACAAGCGCGCCAGGCUACGUCCAACAACAUCGGUAUCCUCGAUAUCUAUGGAUUUGAAAUCUUUGAGAAGAACAGUUUCGAGCAACUCUGCAUCAACUAUGUCAAUGAGAAACUGCAACAGAUCUUCAUCCAGCUUACCCUCAAGGCCGAACAAGAAGAGUACGCCCGCGAACAGAUUCAGUGGACACCCAUUGAGUACUUCGACAACAAAGUUGUGUGCGACUUGAUCGAGCAGGUCAGGCCUGUCGGUGUCUUCUCCGCACUCAAAGACGCAACCAAGACAGCACACGCUGACCCGGUUGCUUGCGAUCGAACCUUUAUGCAAAGUGUCAACGGCAUGUCCAAUAAACACCUCACUCCUCGGCAGGGAAGUUUCAUCAUCAAGCAUUAUGCUGGUGAUGUUAGCUACAGCGUCGAGGGAAUUACGGACAAGAACAAGGAUCAGUUGCUCAAGGGCGUGCAAAACGUGUUCCAGCAGAGUUCGAACCGAUUCGUCCACACCUUGUUCCCCAAUGAAGUGAACCAGGACAACCGCAAGCAGCCGCCAACAGCCGGUGACAGAAUCCGGACAUCUGCAAAUGCGCUUGUCGAGACCCUGAUGAAGUGCCAGCCAUCAUAUAUCCGAACCAUCAAGCCGAACGAGAACAAGUCGCCAACCGAGUAUAACGUGCCGAAUGUCUUGCAUCAGAUCAAAUACCUGGGUCUGCAAGAGAACGUCAGGAUCCGUAGAGCCGGAUUCGCGUACCGUCAAUCAUUCGACAAAUUUGUCGAGCGGUUCUACCUUUUGUCCCCGGCUACAUCAUAUGCAGGCGAAUAUACUUGGCAGGACUCGGAAGAGGCAGCGGUGAAGCAGAUUCUCAAAGACACCAGUAUCCCCAAGGAAGAAUGGCAAUUGGGAGUUACAAAGGCUUUCAUCAAGGCACCAGAGACAUUAUUCGCCCUGGAAACGAUGAGAGAUCGAUACUGGCAUAAUAUGGCGACCCGCAUUCAACGAAUGUGGAGGGGAUAUCUGGCGUACCGCGCCGAAUCCGCCACCCGUAUUCAGAGAUUCUGGCGCAAAAAGAGAGUGGGUGCCGAGUAUCUGCAACUGCGAGAUCAAGGCCACAAAGUGCUCCAGGGACGAAAGGAGAGGAGGAGAUUCAGUCUGCUAGGAUCUCGUCGCUUCUUGGGAGAUUAUUUGGGCGUCAAUGCUUCAACCGGACCCGGCGCGCAAGUUCGCAAUGCUGUGCAGCUGUCUAGCAACGAGAAAGUGCUGUUCUCGUGCCGGGGUGAAGUCCUGGAGGCCAAGUUCGGUCGUUCAAGUAAACCAAGCCCUCGGAUAUUGAUUGUAACGAACAGCAAGUUUUAUAUCGUAGCGCAGGUGUUGGUAAACAACCAGGCGCAGAUUUCGGUCGAGCGCUCGAUGCCGCUGGGUGCCAUCAAGUUCGUCAGUACUUCGACCGCUCGAGAUGACUGGUUCUCGCUGGGCGUCGGGUCCCAACAAGAGGCCGACCCGCUGUUGAACUGCGUCCUGAAGACAGAACUCUUCACGCAGAUGCAACGAGCAAUGCCUGCUGGUUUUAGCCUUAAGAUUGGCGAGUCGAUAGAAUACGCCAAGAAGCCUGGAAAGAUGCAGAUGGUCAAGGUCUCGAAGGAUUCAAAACAAGCGGCCGACUACUACAAGAGUGGUGCCGUUCACACGCAACCCGGCGAGUCUCCGUCGUCGGUCUCGCGUCCUACGCCAAAGGGCAAGCCAGUGCCGCCUCGACCUGUUACUCGUGGCAAACUCAUCAAACCUGGCGGUCCAAAUGGUAGACCGUCUCGAAUGCCGGCCAACAGCUGGCCAAACACGACCAAACGAGGUCCAGCUGCUAUCCAAACUCCUCGACCAGUUCCUACACCUGCUGCGGCCACUCCUCGACCAGUUCCUACACCCGCUGCGGCCACAAGUAACAUCCCGAGCCAUACGCGCAGCCAGAACUCAACUUCCUCAAUAUCGAGACCACCACCGCCUCCCCCUCCGCCGGCCGCAAAGGCUAAGAUUGUGGCCAAGGUUCUGUACGACUUCGCUGGGCAAAGGGAAAACGAGCUCUCCAUAAAAGCAGGCGACAUCAUCGAGAUUAUCCAGAAGGAAACCAACGGCUGGUGGCUAGCGAAGACACCGCAAGGACAGGCCUGGGUCCCGGCCGCUUACGUCGAAGAGCAAGCUGCUCCAGCACCAGCUCCAGCUCCACGAUUGCCGCCCCCUCCGCUCUCCCAGAACGGAGCAGCAGCACGAAGCAAGCCUACUCCUCCCCAGCCGCCGGCGAAGCGCCCAGCUGCUGGCAAGAAGCCUGCAGCUCUGCAACCUCGAGACUCCGGUCUGAGCAUGAAUGCCAACGGGUCGGACAGCAGCCGAAGCAACACGCCGACACCCAGCCUCGCCGGGUCGCUGGCUGAUGCCCUGCUCGCCAGAAAGAACGCGAUGCAAAAGAAGGAUGACGAUGAUGACUGGUAA
This is a messenger RNA of Anthostomella pinea, 3669 nucleotides long. The record is from the annotation of a GenBank genome assembly. NCBI's taxonomy places the organism in Eukaryota, Fungi, Ascomycota, Sordariomycetes, Xylariales, Xylariaceae.